AUAUUUCACACCAGAUUGCAUCGUCUCUCUAGCUAUCAGGCUCUUAUUUAGCGCCAACACUUUGCCUGUUUUUUGGCCCCCUCUUCUCUUUUUAGGCUUUCUCGGAUGUGCCUUGCUUCACUUUGGAGCAAAGCUCAGAUAUGAAAAAAAACAGCAACUGCAGUUUACAUGAGCUAUGGCAGUCCUAAAGAAGAAUCGAAGUCUUUGGAUUUUCAGACUUUCCAUUUCCAAUCAUGGCAUUUUAUUCUUUCUGCUUUUUACACUCCAUGGCUUGCCGUACGUCACUGCGCAAUUCAGAACUGUGCCACCCGGUCCUCUACCGGAUGACGAGUUUAACACACAGGGGCCCACAUUCAACCCGAAAAUGGCUAUUGUCAUGGUGGUGUUGAUCAGUGUAUUCUUUUUAAUGGGAUAUUGCUCUGUUUACUUCCGACAGUGUUACCAGCGGCGUUCACACCGUAGCGAUGGCGAGCCUUAUGCCGUCUUUCUUAGAGGAACCAACUACCUUUCCCGUAGAAUUACACGCGGACUCGAUGCAUCCGUUAUCAGCACGUUUCCCACCUUUCUCUACUCCACUGUUAAAGGGCUUAAAAUCGGCAAGGGCUCGUUAGAAUGCGCCGUUUGCCUAAACGAAUUUGAAGACGACGAAACACUGCGUUUAAUACCCAAGUGUAGCCAUGUGUUUCAUACUGACUGUAUAGAUGCUUGGCUAGCUUCGCAUCACACGUGUCCCGUUUGCCGCGCAAAUUUGGUCCCUCAACCCGGUGAAAUUGCGUCCAGCAUCAUUCAAGUAUUUGACACGGAUAACGGUUCGGGUGAAUCGGAAUGGAGUUCCAAUGAUCGUGAGGGAAUUUCCCGGGUUGAGGAUAGCAGAGACGUAGAAUCUCAAGAGGUGAAUUUGAUGAAUCAAAAUAGGCCGCCACGAAAAUCGAAAUCAACAGGUUGGAGACUGGCCGGUUUAUUUCCACGAUCACACUCGACGGGUCACUCGUUGGUUCAACCGGGUGAAAAUUGUGAGAGGUUUACACUAAUAUUACCGGCGGAGGUAAGAAACGAGUUAAUGAACUCGAAUCUAACAAGAAGCAAGAGCUGCGUGGUGCUUCCGAGAGAGAGGAGUACAAGGAGGGGGUUUAGGAGUGGAAGUGGAAGACUCGGGCCCUUAAACUACGAACGGUUCGACCGGUCAACUCGGUCUGGCCGCAGGGGUUUUAGGAUUCCAAAUGUUUGUGAUGAGGUGACGUGCACGGAACCGAACUUGCAGGAUAGAAGUCAUAAUAAUGACGGUGAUCGAUCAUUUGAGCGGCUCCCUCCGGUCCAGUCUACAAAGUAGGUUAGUUAUCAAAUUAAUCUUGGGAUUGACCCAUUCAGAUUUAUGUGUAGUACAUAGGAAUAUAGUUUAUGAAUUUCUUUUGAUUUGUUUUAUUUUGCUGAAAAAAAUGAAAUAAGAUUGUGGUUUCUUUUGA
Mangifera indica (mango) is the source of this 1463-nucleotide messenger RNA. RefSeq names its product E3 ubiquitin-protein ligase ATL15-like. The transcript has a single exon. The record is from RefSeq and is a predicted model, not a curated record. Bases 176 to 1330 code for a protein of 384 amino acids. NCBI's taxonomy places the organism in Eukaryota, Viridiplantae, Streptophyta, Magnoliopsida, Sapindales, Anacardiaceae.